Molecule: messenger RNA, 1575 nt
Organism: Penicillium canariense
Lineage: Eukaryota; Fungi; Ascomycota; Eurotiomycetes; Eurotiales; Aspergillaceae
Product: cytochrome P450
Exons: 4
Coding region: 1-1575 (524 amino acids)
Biological process (GO): ergosterol biosynthetic process
Molecular function (GO): iron ion binding; monooxygenase activity; oxidoreductase activity, acting on paired donors, with incorporation or reduction of molecular oxygen
Source: RefSeq, a predicted model, not a curated record
AUGGGUCUCUUCUCCAGUUUCCUCGACAAGUUCUGCGAGCACUGCUCGGCCCAGUCCAUCUACCUCCUAGUGUCGGUCGGCGCGUUGUCCUUCAUCGCUGUGGCCGUCGUGGUGAAUGUUCUGCGCCAACUGCUGUUCAAGAGCCCGCAUGAACCCCCGGUCGUCUUCCACUGGUUCCCCUUUGUCGGCAGCACUAUCAGUUAUGGUAUUGAUCCGUACAAAUUCUUCUUCAGUUGCCGCGAGAAGUACGGUGAUAUUUUCACCUUUGUCCUUCUCGGCAAGAAGACCACCGUUUACCUGGGCACCAAGGGCAAUGAGUUCAUUCUGAAUGGCAAGCUGCGCGACGUUUGCGCCGAGGAAGUUUACUCGCCGCUGACUACCCCCGUCUUUGGAAGCAAUGUCGUCUAUGACUGCCCCAACUCCAAGCUGAUGGAGCAGAAGAAGUUCGUGAAAUUCGGUCUCACCUCCGAUGCGCUCCGCUCGUAUGUUCGUCUGAUCACCGAUGAGGUGGACGACUUUGUCAAGAACUCUCCCGCAUUCCAGGAAUCCAAGGGCACCUUCGACGUCACCAAGGCCAUUUCGGAGAUCACCAUCUAUACGGCAUCGCGCUCCCUGCAGGGCAAGGAGGUUCGGGACAGAUUUAACUCCACCUUCGCGGAGAUGUACCACGACCUCGAUAUGGGAUUCGCUCCGAUCAAUUUCAUGCUCCCCUGGGCCCCGCUUCCUCACAACCGCAAGCGUGACGCUGCGCAGCGCAAGUUGACCGAGACCUACAUGGAUAUUAUCCGCCAGCGUCGUGAGGCCGGUGGCAAGAAGGACUCCGAGGACAUGGUCUGGAACCUGAUGUCUUGCACCUACAAGAACGGUACCCCUGUUCCCGAUGAGGAGGUCGCCCACAUGAUGAUUGCCCUGUUGAUGGCUGGCCAGCACUCUUCCUCCUCGACCGCCGCCUGGAUUGUUCUGCGCCUAGCCACCUGCCCUGAGAUCAUCGAGGAACUCUACCAGGAACAACUCCGUGUUCUGGGUGAGGACCUGCCUGAUCUCACCUACGAAAACCUUCAGAAGCUGGACCUGCACGCCAAGGUGAUCAAGGAGACCCUGCGCAUUCACGCACCCAUCCACUCCAUCAUCCGAGCUGUCAAGAACCCCAUGCCCGUGGAAGGAACGCCCUAUGUCAUCCCCACUACUCACAAUGUCCUCUCGUCCCCUGGUGUCACUGCCCGGUCGGAGGAGUACUUCCCCGAGCCAUUGAAGUGGAACCCCCACCGCUGGGACGAGGACAACACUGCCAAGGAUGAGGAUGAGGAUGAGGAGAAAAUCGAUUACGGCUAUGGUCUGGUGAGCAAGGGUACCAACAGCCCCUACCUGCCCUUCGGUGCUGGUCGCCAUCGCUGCAUCGGUGAGCAGUUUGCUUAUGUGCAGCUGGGCACCAUCCUGGCCGCGCUGGUAAGGCAAUUCAAGUUCUCCACCCCUCCUGGUGCCACUGGUAUUCCGGAGACAGACUAUUCGUCGCUGUUCUCCAAGCCUCUAGGCAAGUCAUUUGUUCGCUAUGAGAAGCGUGGAACCAAGGAAUAG